CUCGCGUCCAUGAUUGUUAAGGGCAGAGUUGUGGGCGACUGAUGGUAAUGGUCUCACUUGGCAAUGAAUUCGUUAUUGAUCACUGAUCCCCAGGAGGGAUGGUGUUUGAGCCCUUUCUGUGUUCCAGUGCAGAGAGCACCAGCACAAGGCUGGGGUACUGGUAGCCUGUAAAAUGUUUCUGUUUUGUUUAUGCUGGGCUGUAGGGUUGAGCUCUCCCCAGGGUAACCUGUACCCAAGUUUAGUUUGUGCAUUCCAAGCCUAGGCUUUGUUAAGGGCUUGCAUUUAAAGGGCCAGUGUCUAACAAUGACUUGUGUUUGAUCAGGAGCUUGUCCGCACAGCAAAAUGAGUCAUUCGUGAUGUCUUGACUUUCUAAAAGAGGUUUUGUUUUUCUAGUACAAUGUCCAGUAAUAUACAGCACUUGUUGCAACGGUACCCUCAGGAUCCCAGCACUGUCAGCUCAUUAUUUGGACACCCAGCCUGUGUGUUGAGGCCAGUGAUAAGAAAGAUUAAAGAAGGGGUUGCUCUUUCUCUGAGCUUUGGCUUUUUACACUGCCCUGCAGGAAAAGAUGACUCUCCCAAGCACUUAGCUCCACCCACUAAUCAAAUGACACUCCGUUAUUAGCUCCUCCCACUAAUCAAAUGACACUCUGUUAGAAGUAAAAUGUAAAGGUCCUGUCAGAUAGCUAACUGAGCUGCCAGAGACAGGCAACAGAUGAGACACAAGCACUGCCUGGAUUACACUUGAGAGAAGCACCGUAAAAGAAUCCAUUUCACCACAGCAACAUCAAAAUACUGACCUGGAAGAUUUCUUUUAUUUCAAACAACAGCAGCAUUUUAUGUCCAGCUAAUGACAGCUCAAAGCACGAUUUUUAAAUGUCAGAAUGAGGUAGAGGGAUUGGUUCUCAUGCUGUAGAAUAUGAUUCGCUGUAAUUGCGUUUGAUUUCCAAAACAAAAACAAAAAAAAAGUGAACAAAAUUUACCAAUGAGGCUUUGUAGGAAAGCCACACAGAAGUGAACACGUUUGCACUGAAGGCAGGAGAAGCAACCUCUUUAUUCAAGUCAUGGCACAUGGAGACGAUGUGGUGUAUAUCGUGAUUGAGGUGGUCAUCGCAUUCGUGUCCUGCCUGGGAAACCUGCUGGUCAUUGGGGCAGUGAGGCUCAACCACUCCCUCAGAGAGCCCACCUUCUUGUUCGUUGUUUCCCUGGCUGUGGCAGACUUAGCCGUUGGAGCUGCUGUUAUUCCUCUAGCCAUCAUCCUGAUCGCUGGACUGGAAACACAUUUCUACGCCUGCCUGUUCCUCUCCUGUGUCAUCCUGAUAUUAACUCAGAGCUCAAUUCUGUCCCUUCUGGCUAUUGCAUUAGACAGGUACCUACGAGUCAAGAUCCCAGUUAGGUACAGGACCGUUGUUACCCAGCGGCGUGCCUGGGGAGUAGUUGCAGCCUGCUGGCUGCUCUCCAUAAUGCUGGGCAUCAUCCCCAUGUUAGGGUGGAAUAACAAAGCAAGCCCUGGGAACGAGACGGUGAGCUCCAGCUGCAUGAACUGCACUUUCCUGUCCGUCAUUAGCAUGCCCUACAUGGUCUACCUGAACUUCUUCGGCUGGGUGUUGGUCCCCCUGCUGCUGAUGAUUUGCUUGUACGUGGAAAUAUUUUACAGGAUCAGAAAACAGCUAAACCAGAACACGGGCAACUCCACAGAGUCCACAAGGUAUUACAGAAAGGAACAGAAAUUGGCGAGGUCCCUUGCUCUGGUCUUGUUCUUGUUUGCUGCGUGCUGGCUUCCUCUGCACAUCAUGAACAGCAUUCAGCUCUUCAGCCCUCAGACCGAAGUCCCUCUGAUCGCCAUCUAUAGUGGCAUUCUCUUGACGCACGGUAACUCUGCAGCUAACCCCAUUGUGUAUGCUUUCAGGAUAAAGAAAUUCAGAGACACGUACGCUCAGCUCUGGAAUAAAUACUUUCGCUGGGAAGAGCCUGGAUUGCCCAGCUCCACCACAGUGGAACGCAACAGUGACGCUCAAGUCGCUGACAGCACGGUGGAGAGGUCCAAGACAAUCUCAGCUGGCAGUGUUUACCAGUGAGAGCUGCUUUACAGUACUUUACAUUUUCUCAGGGUUUUCUUUUUUUUUUUUUGGAGUGGUUCUUGUUGCAGUUUCUCAGGUUGGGUGUUUGCUUGUCAGUUCAGCAGCUGCUCUGCAGUUCUACUUGCCUGACAUAGACAUGUGAAAUGUAGGCUAGCUCAACCAAAGGGUGUGUUUAUUAGCAAGUGUUGGUGCACAGGGCUGUACGAAAGGAAACAGGUUGGUAACUAGCCUGUGUUACACAUGGCAGCUAGAACUGAAGAGCAGCCCCUGAACUCAGGGGAAAGCAUCUUAAACUAGCUGCUUACUUAUACAUGAUCUUCCUUAAUUCUUCCAAAAAUACAUCUAGAAUGUAUUGAUCAGAUGUUAAUUAUACCAAAACAUGUAUCAUAUCAAUUUUUGCAAAACUGAUUUUAAUCUAAACUUAAAUUCAACCUUUUGGAGGUCUGUGGUUGCGGUAUGAGUAAACAAGUUAUUAGAUGCAGUGUGUGUGUGUGUGUGUGUGUGCGUGUGCACGAGUGUGUGCGCGUGCGUGUGUGUGUGUAUAUAUAUAUGUAUAAUAUCAAUAUGCAUGGGUGUGAAAACAUAUUUCCAUGUAAAUUCAUACUGUAAAUAUGUAUGAAUAAUAUAUUUCUGAAUGUGUCAUGAUCUUCUUUAUAUAAAACAGAGCCCAGCAAAUCCAAUCUAAUACUUUUGAGGUAUAUUUCACACGUGUAUAUUUAUAAUUUUUUCACAAUGGUUAUAUCACAGUGGUUGCAAUGACUUCUAUGUUUUGUUGUGAAAGAU
Polyodon spathula (Mississippi paddlefish) is the source of this 2861-nucleotide messenger RNA. RefSeq names its product adenosine receptor A1-like. The record is from RefSeq and is a predicted model, not a curated record. Gene Ontology annotation, biological process: G protein-coupled adenosine receptor signaling pathway. Lineage: Eukaryota; Metazoa; Chordata; Actinopteri; Acipenseriformes; Polyodontidae. Gene Ontology annotation, molecular function: G protein-coupled adenosine receptor activity. Gene Ontology annotation, cellular component: synapse; membrane; dendrite. The transcript is spliced from 2 exons. The coding region runs from base 1062 to 2075 and encodes 337 amino acids.